GUGAUGUUUAGGCUGAUGUGGCGGCCAUAUGUUGUUCGGACGGGCAGGUACAGCGCUGCUCUAGCCUGUCAGCAGCUCGCCUCGGCGUGUACCCCACAGCGCCGUCGAGGGGCGUCCAGUCAGGCGUCGACGUCACGUGACCAGCAGCCAGACGCCAGCGGCGAGCAAGAAGCUGGCGCCAAGGGAACCUCAGUGAGGAUGCGGGCUGUGUUGCGGCGACCCAGCCAGGGUCCUCUUGACGGGGGAAGAGCGCAGUCAGCAGGUUUGGUAGGCCUGGCUCGCAGCAUGCCGAGCAAGUGUCACGUGGAAAACCUGGUGCAGCAGGUGGGACAGCUGUCGGAUGUAGAGAAGUUCCUCUUGUACCUCAAGCUUCCUGUGGGACGCUCUCCAGACACCGACCCUUUGAAGCAACCAUUGAAUCCCCUUGGGAGUCGCUGUGAAAUUCAGCUAACAAUAACAUGGAUAAAGACUCACCUGGAGAUGAACAGCGAGGUGUCUCUGCCGAAGCGGGAAGUCUAUAAUGAGUACAUGCAUUACUGCAACCUCAAUAACAUCAAGGCUCUAAGCACUGCAGACUUUGGCAAGGUGAUGAAGCAAGUGUUUCCUGGAGUGAGACCUCGGAGGCUUGGCCAACGAGGGGCCUCCAAGUACUGUUACUCUGGCCUCCGCAAGAAAUGGGCCCUAGACCCACCCUCUUUGCCAGAUCUUAAUGACAACAUGACAAAGAAGAAUGUGCUUGGCGUGGAUUGUGUGGUUGAUGAGGGUGAGGUGGACAGAGCAGCAAAUUGUCUAGUGUUGGAGUGGGCGGAAAAACUUUGGUCUCUUAAAUUUGAAAGCAUUCGCGACUUGGCUCUUCAUCUGGUUAACCAAAGCUAUGUGGACAACAGGUCAAUGGCAGCCUUCACCCUGCUGUCAGUAACAGACCAAAAUCAAGGCAUGUUGGUGAGUGGAGGGACAGGGGGUGGAAAGCACAGAGAGACUCAGCUGCAACUUCAACGAAAGUUACAGGAACGGGAGCACAUCAGAGAGCAGAAGAGGAAACUGCAGGAGCAGCAGCCAGCCAUCAACAAGGCAAACAACGAGCGGCCAAAAUCUCGGAGGAGGAGUGGGGCAUCACGCAAUCCUUCUGGUGAGACUGUGACCAAUGGCACCUCUGUUGUGUCAUCAAAGUCUAAUUCCCAUCACCCUCCAGCAGCCGCUAUCACCACCACCAUUACUGCCACUACAAACACCACUAAUGGCAACUGUGAUAGCCUCCUCUCUGAGCUUCCUAAUGGUGCUACAGGAGAUAUCGCAGCUGGUGAUGGCAAUAAUAUUGUCAGCAUAACUAAUAUCAAGCAGGAAGAGAGUCUAGAGUUUCUGGACUCGCUCACAGAUGACAAGCUCCUAGAUGCCAAGGUAGUUAUAGAUGGCAAGAAUGGAAACUUUCACAGCAACAUCAUCACGAAUGUGGGCCAUACGCAGCAACCGCUCAGAAGAAAUUGCAAUACAAAUAACAAUUGUGAUGUCAAGGCUCCCUGUAACAAAGUACCAAACCCAAAAUCUAACCCUGCCAAGAAACCGUUCCUUAUUAUGCAGUCCAGCGCUCCCAAGACCACAUCACCCAAGUCCAGGUUCAAAGCCAUCCAGCCUAAGGUUACUGACAGCAUGCAAGGGACAUUGCCUGUGGGAUCUCAGUGGUCAGACAUAUUAGGAGGCACAGAGGACAUCACACACCCUAAAACUGAAGUCCUUUUGCCUGUAAAUUAUGGUGGCCAGUUGAUGGUUGAGUCUGGAAUUCAGCAAGUGACUCAGCGUGAACAGCAACAGCAGCAGCAGCAACAACAGCAGCAGCAGCUCCAGCAGCAACAGCAACAACAGCAGCAGCAGCAACAGCAACAGCAGCACCAACAGCAGCACCAACAGCAGCAGCAGCAACAGGUUCAGCAAAGACAAAAUCUGACUAAUAAUAACUGCACUAAUAGUCAUGAGGCAGAAGAAGAAUUAAUACAGUACUUCCACAAAAAUGCUGAUAUGGAUGAUGCUCAGAAGUCAAGUCAGCUGUCAGAAUUGCGGAAAUUGCUUCAGAGAAACCUACCAGGGGGUCAAGCUCAGGGGGGAGUGGGGGUCGGUGCUCAUCCACUGAUGACUGAUACAGACAUUGAUCAGGAUGUGCAGGGAACAGGAGGAAUGAGAAGAAGAGUAAGUUUCCAACCAUCACUGGAUGGAGGAGACAACUUGAAUCCUCUUAUGGGAGGACAGACUGUGGGGUCAGUGCCACCAAGUCCCAAUACACGCAGAACUCAGUUUAAUUUUACACCAAUAGGGAGUAAUCUGGACCAAACACAGGGUAUGUCUCAGUGCUCUAGUGCAAAUGCUAGCCCAUUUAUGUCUCCACGGAAUACCCCAUUACCUAGAUCGAGACACAACUCUGGUCAAACUAAUUCAACAUAUGUAACACCUCGUAGUACACCAUUUACACCAGACCAACCAAACCAUCCAGUUGCGUCUGAAUGCAGCACACCAUUCAUGUCACCAAUAACAACACCCUUGUUUCCAAGGUCACGUCACAAUUCAAAUCAGAAUCAUCGCAGUCCGUACACCCCUAAUUGCCGUUCCCGGCACUCCUCUGGUGCCCCUACUUUUAGACAUGCACCGUACACCCCAGAUGACAUGUCUAGUCGGCGUGGAGGGAAGUUCCGUUCAAGACAUUCAUCAGGAAGUGUUCCACCAUCUCCUUCCUCUGCUCCCCUCUCGCCACUGGUGCAAGAUGGCUCAGUUCACCCCCCUCAAGACUCAAGCAUACAACUCCCUUCAGCCUCCAUGUUACAUCAUAUGCUCAAGAAUAAACAAACUGUAAGUGGGUACAGUGACUUGCGCCGUCGACACAUGUCAGCAGGGCCAACUAUCCAUUAUCAACCUCAGCCUCCUGCUUUCUCUAUUGAUCCAUUAUCCCAAGAGGUGUCCAAUGUUAUGACAAACUCCCAACCUGGACCGAGCAAUGCCCUACCAGGUAAUCUGAAUAGACCCCAAUCAGUUCCACCUUUACAGAUGCUCAAUAUGCCAUCCUGUACUCAAGAAUCUUUUGCAAAAUCACAUCCCAACACACCUGUUGUUAAUCAGCAGUUUGUGUUCACUGAGAGUUGUGUGUCUCAACCUUCCUCUUAUGCACCUACUCCUGUACCCAGUGAAUGCAAUGACUUUACUGAUAGUUAUAAUUUAGAGAUUGACCCGAUGCUGGAUGUCAAUUUGUCUGGUGAUGCAGGAGGGACUGUUGGGCUGGAUUCCAUGGAUUCAUUGACUCUGACUAAUAGCCAUACAACAGACCUAUCAACACUUUCAGACCCUCUGCAAGUUCCUCCUAACAUUGACCCCUUUUCUGUGAGCUAUACUUCAGAAGCUGGGGAUAUGAGAUGUAUGGAAGAGCAAAUAGGAGUAAGUGAAGUGACUCUGAGUAGUAGCAGUUGUUGUAUGGAUAAUAUACAAGGACAGCAAGUUGAUAGUGGCGGUGGUGGUGGUGGACAGGGACCAUUAAUCAGUACAGCCUCCAUGCUCACGCUCAACGCUCUAAACCGCUCAUCGGAGAAUCCUGGUAGUGGGCUGGAGGAGGACUUCAGGCCAACAUUGCCGGAUCUGGGUGAUCAGGAAGUGUUCAAUUCUUUGGUGCUGGAUGUGAAUAAAGACUGACAUCAGCCUGCCACCUGGGCAAAAUAUUUGACAUAAAUUUGUCAGCUGCUGAGGGGGCACCCAUAGUCAUGAAAACUUUAAAGCUCGUGUUUUAAAGAUGUGAAAUUUGGGUAUCCUGGCUGAUGUUUACCUCUUCAACACAGACACAGUGCUGAAGCACUAGCACAGAUAUGCCUGAUUUGUAUACAUAGGAGUAUAGUUUAAAGUAUACAUAUGUACAUUUUGAGUCCAGUUUUGGUAUGCUGGAGUCAAGCUUAAAUAUUUCCUAUGUAUACUUGACUUUGGCUUGAGAUAUAUCUUGUUUGCUUAAGCACAGCUUAAGGUAUGCCUUUGCAUAUUGAAGUCCGUCUGGAGGUACAUUGCCUAUUGGAAUCCAUCUUUAGGUAUACUGCUAUAUGCUGAAUCUUAUAUUGUGUAUACUGAGGUCCAGUUUAAGGUGUACCUGUAUAUGUGAAUCAUAAGGUUCUCUGGACUGCCAGAGUCUGGCUUUUUAGCUUUGAUUUUACCAGUUUCCUGCAACUGCCGGGUAUGUGAUUCAGGAAAUAUUGGUGUUAACUUUUGUACUUUUUCUCUCUUUUUAUCCUGAGCUACUAGUCCCAACUAGUAGGUUGUCAGAGAGAAUCAACUCUCAGACAAAUGUGAUCUCAACAAAGGAACUUCUAUAUUUUAGCUCCCAUAAUUAGAAUAAGAGAAAAUAAUUAUUCUACCAAGCUCAUUGCAGCAACAGUGAGUAGUUGGGGUACCGAAUGGCACUGGGAAAAGAUUGUUACAAGAUGUUCGCACAUCUGGCCCAUCUCUCUGAGGUUAGAGCAUCACAGUUUGUUUCUUACUUUGUCAAUAGCUGCAUGUGGCUGUGAAUAUACCCCAUACAGCCAUUGUGUCUAUGUCUAGUGUGGCAUACUUCUUGUUGGUCUUAAUUUUUCUUCAUAUUGCAAAUUGGUAAUAUUCAAGAUUUUAACAUUUAUCCUUUUUUUUUGUAAACUUGUAAGUUUAUAUAUUUUUGGGCUUAACUGUGUUGCUUUAGUGAAUUUAUUAAAAAUAAAUAUUAACCACAUAAUUGCACUUGGUUCCUUUUCAAAGGAUGUUACAUUUCAAGUUAAAUUGAAACUUAAACUUGCUGCUUUUCACCUGAGCAGCAGGUGUUGGCAACAUCCAUACUUCUGAGAAGUUGUGGCAUCAAAGUCAAGCUCUAAAAGACUUGAGGAGGUUUGGUAGUGAUUGAGGAUUAGGUUUUGCUUGCUAGUUUGGCAGGUCAGAACCUUAGUUGAAUGUGCCCAACUGCUAAGUUUUGUUAAUUUACUUUAAUUUACUUGUUCCCAAGUAUGGUUUAACUUCCAGGUCUUUGCAGCUACACAGCAGCAUAAGUCUUGUUGUAACUUGAGACUUGGAUAUCUUUUUACAAAUCUUCAGCAUUGUGUUAAAAUGCUGCAGAAAUUGUGGACACAUUGUGUACCUUGUAUAUAUGUAUUAAGAUGUGUAAUAUAAGUAGUUUUGACUCUUGGAUGUUUGUGGAUUUUAGCAGAGGUAGAAUAAGGCAUUCAGUGUUUACUUUUUCACUGUCAUGACAAAGCAUUGACAUUAGUUCUUAUAUACACAACCAUUGGUUAGGAAGCAGCGACCGUGUCAGCUGUGGUGUGUGGGAGGGUCAUCAACACAUAGGUUUAAGUAAGCCAGCAGCAAUGAUGGUGUGCUAUAAGAGAGUAUGCUCAACAAUAUAUUAACUAGAUUUUAUUGUAAAUUAUACGGGGUUCUUAACACUCCAUAAUGUAUCUGUGAUAACAAAGAAAAAGAAAAAAAAACAUACAAAAAGUUUAAUAUUUUAAAAGUCUACAGCAAAAAGAUUAAUUUGUAGUUUUCACUUUUUUGAGUUACUGCAAAGGUUAUUUUAGUAGGUAGGUAUAUCUAUAUAUUUUUACCCCACCAACUUACUUUAAAUCCAUGUGUAAUUUUGUGAUCUCGACCAUUGAUGUCAGGGAGUAGUUUGUGGUGUCAGCUUAGAUAAAACAAUCCAGGAGUAGUGUGCAGAACUGAUUGGAUAUGACCAUCAAAGCAGUGCAUUUACCAUGUUUGGUGUGUACCCAGGCGUGGAAGUGAAGGGAGUAGAGCAGUCAUUAAAUAGCGGAUGCUGGAAGUAAGGAAUUGGAAGAGAGAGCUAAGAAUUAUAGAUACACAAGUCACUUUGAUUUUUAGUAAGUGCAAGGGUUGUAAAACAAGUGAAGACCAGACAAAAUUAAGUUCUUAUGUUCUAUAAAAGUAAAGAAAGGGAAGAUGGAUAUGUAAUGCUUGGAUUUUCAUUAUAUUGUUUUUACCAUCUGUUAAGUUUUGUUGUUGCUGUCUUCAUUUCAUCCAUGUUUAUUGUCCUUAAGCAUCUUUCUUCAAACAUUUAGUUAGGUGUAUAAACUUUUAUCAGGUGACUUAUUUUUUUUAUUGUCAUUACACUUUCUUUUUGUGAAAUUUGUUUGCAUUAUAACCAUGCAAAAUUCACAAAUUCUGAGGUGAUUUUUUAUUAUUAGGAGACAGAUUGGUUUUUGUAGAAGUUGCCAGAGCAGUUUUUGUCUGAAAGUAAACAAUAAGUGAUGCAUUCAGUUCCCCUCCCUCGGCCACCUCCAUCGUCACCAAACAUCUGGGUUUACUUGCACUUGACUUCACUUGUUCCUGGGUUCCUGACACAGUUUUAAAAGAUUUCUAGCUUUGUACUCAUUUUGAAAAAAUACAAUAUCUUUAUCAUAAAAAGAAGCCAAUUAGCUUAUUGAUAAGAUUAUAGUUCUUAUUAUUGGAUGAGAUAUUGUACUUUCACAAGAAGAGGGAAGGUAAGCUGGUGAUCUGCUGCCAUAGUUGAGACUGAGUAUCCAACGCUGUGUGGAUUGUCAGAAGAGCCCAGUGCUUGGCUCUUUGUAAGCCAUACGUUAUGGACUUCAGGAGUCUUGUGUGUUCAAAGAAGCAAAUGUACAUAUUUGCAUUUGAAGAUUUCACAAGGAUUUUGUACUGUUGUAGUAUGAUAGUUGUACUAAGGUCUAACAUUUACUUUUUAUUUCUGUCACUUAGGAAUUCCUUUCCUCAGACUUCUAUUGUUGAGUGACAGUUAAACCCGGUGUUAUAUUUUGUUGUUUGUAAUAUAGAUAAAAUAAUUUUUUCCAGUUAUCAGUAAGGUUUUAUUCAUUGCAAUGUGUUGCUUUGACAGAUCCAAGAGCUUUUGUAUGUAUGCUGCUACAGCUCCGUGGCUAUGAAGGAUGUAGGAAUGUGUAGUUCAGUGUGUAGUUACAAGUUGUAGCUUAUUGGUAAAAACAUCAACUCUGUUGAGAAAGCAAAGAUUGUUUAUUUUGUCUUGUGCUUAUAACAUUUGUGAAGGACAGAAUGUCAAAUUAUAUUUAUAACCUGUAACUUUAUGUUGCAGCUGACACACAGCUAGGUUUCAAGGGGGAUCAAGAAAAAUUCUGUCUUCUGAUGUUAAAAAGACUGUCCAGUAUAUUUAUAACUGCCAUUUUCUGUUUCAGAAACAGAAUUACCACUUAGGCCUAACUUGGAAUUUCUUUGUACCUUGAAGUACUGUAGCAACUAUUCUCACUUGGCAUACUUCAAGUGGACCCCAGCAUUGGAAGAGUCUUUUGUAAAUUUUUGGGAGCUGAUGUUUAUAUCCAUUUUAGUAAUUACACACAUGCUACCUUUCCUUUUCUUGCUCUCAUAUUCUCUUUCCUUUUUCACUUGUAUAUUGUAUAUAGAAAUGCAUAUUUAAUUAGAUUAUAAAUGAAAUGGUUAAUAAAAUCCAUGUGUAAAGAUUGGAUUGAUGUGAAGAGUGCAUGGUGUACAUGAAGAAAUCAUAAUUCUUGUAGAAUGGAAAGCUCUUAAGAUACUUUUGUAAAAGUAUAUUUUAUAUCCAAUGAGCUAUGCUGUCUCUUAUUAUUUUGUAGUGCUAGCCACGGAGCUGAAGACGUGCAGUGGAAGUGUUCCAGAAAAGACCAUGCAUUUCUCUUUCUUUCAGCUUUCUGCAUACAAUUAGGAAAACUUGUCCAUUUUUAUAAGAGCAUCUCAGAAAGCACAAAUGGGAUAACUGCGGCUAUGUAUUGCAGCCCACUCUGAAAUUAGAUAGAGUUGGAGGUAUCAGGAUGUGUAUGUAUAUAUAUUGUAAUUGUAAAAGAAGUGCGAUAAGAUAAUGGACUUUUGUGUAUGAGAAAGUUGCAUGUAUCCAUAUAGGUAAGUUUUCCCAGUGUUGAAGGCAGAAGGAGACGGAUACAGUAGCCUGUAGAAGCCUGCCAAACUUUGAUGUUAUAUUGUAAAUGGUAUAUCCAUGGCUUCGGAUGAGAAUUUAUUCAAUAUAUCUGUUAAUUGCUGAGCAGGAUGCCAGUUGGAAGGUCAGCUUCAUAAUCUGAAUGGACAACAGCAAGGGGCUGAGUCUCCUUUACUUAGUACAAAAUAAUUUCAUUACUCUUAUUUUAAUUCUGGAAAUAACACCUGCAAGUGAGAAUUUAUUGUAAUAUUUUUCCUCUUCAGUUGCCCAGCCAAGAGCUGAGGGACCAAAUGCUAGAUGACCUACUUGAUCCUAAGUUUUACGCAGUUACCAGCAUGAUCCACUGCCGUUGUGCACUUUCAUGGCCCAUCGAUCCCUUGUAGUGGGAGAGAUGAGCAAAAAGGGAGGGAAUGAGCAAAUGUAAAGGAAGACAGGUAUGAUUUGUGUUUGUACUUAAACAGGGGAAAGACAAAAGGAGUAGAAGUUCCAUUUCAUCAUGAGAAGCAGUGCAGAGGAGAAAGAUUCUCAUUUUCCAAGUGGUUUGAGGAAUUCAGCAUCAGCCAGAAGACAAAACAGAACAGUGAGCAGCAUGUCGGGCAAUAAGUCAUGCCUUCACUGAAGUGCCUCGAAAUGAUAGUGACUUCCCCGGCCAUGGUACAGUUUGCAGAGCGUUAUUCAUGUGACAAAUAGAAUAGGAUAAUCCUGUGGAUUUUUCUUAAUUCCAUGUGCUGUAAAAUUUAGAUCAUGCCAAUAAAUCUGUAACCAUGAAUGAUGCACAAGGUUAUGGCUGCAAGUAACCAAGCCAGUUUUUAUGCCAUUGAUGAAGUGAUAUUCACAAAUUUUUGUUGGUAACAUCUCUGUUAAUUUUCUUCCCUUGAGAGUAUACUGAAUCAUGUAUUUAAGGGUAAUAAUGAACAAUGUGUUUUGCAUCAAACAUGUAUACUGUCACAUAUAUUGUAGCAGUUUCACAUCAUCUUGUGCGUCUGUAUGCAUGUAUAUGCAUUAUCUUAUUUUUGGUAUUUUGAUAAAAAACAUUUAAACACCCCACACCACACACACACAUUAGUUUACACAAACACACAUGUGCAUGCUUAAAGACAUACAUGCAUAGAUAUUCUUAGAUUUGUAUUUUUAUUUACAUGCACACACACAUACAUUUACAUGUAUACAUUAUUAUAUAUUUAAAAGUAGGUAAAAUUCACAGUUGAAAGCAAUGGAGUUGAAAUUAUCCUAAGUUGAAUUUUGGUAUGCCAUGACUUAUUCCAACGUUGUUUUGGCAUACCUUAUCUGUGAUACCAUGGAGAGAGCAAUGCAUUAUGAUGACAGAAAGAGAGAAGAGAACAAUUCAUCCAUCUUGACACAAAAGGGAUCUUGGUUAUGUAGCAUCUGGGUACAACCUGGCUAGGGUCGACUCCCCUACAAACUAUUGCUAAGCAAAUAUUACCUGUAAAACUUAAUUCUUUAAAUACAACAAAUUUGCCACA
Molecule: messenger RNA, 9375 nt
Organism: Penaeus indicus
Lineage: Eukaryota; Metazoa; Arthropoda; Malacostraca; Decapoda; Penaeidae
Exons: 8
Coding region: 4-3666 (1220 amino acids)
Biological process (GO): regulation of transcription by RNA polymerase II
Molecular function (GO): RNA polymerase II cis-regulatory region sequence-specific DNA binding; DNA-binding transcription factor activity, RNA polymerase II-specific
Source: RefSeq, a predicted model, not a curated record